This is a messenger RNA of Ictalurus punctatus (channel catfish), 3029 nucleotides long. RefSeq names its product complement component 7b (gene c7b). Gene Ontology annotation, cellular component: membrane attack complex. The coding region runs from base 87 to 2570 and encodes 827 amino acids. Gene Ontology annotation, molecular function: protein binding. The transcript is spliced from 18 exons. The record is from RefSeq and is a predicted model, not a curated record. NCBI's taxonomy places the organism in Eukaryota, Metazoa, Chordata, Actinopteri, Siluriformes, Ictaluridae. Gene Ontology annotation, biological process: immune response.
GUUGAGUAAUCUCUGAGCAUGAGCUAUUAUAUUAGCCCAGCCUUGUUCUGCUUUAGCCUGAUAACAGAGUCAAUCAGGCCUCUAGCAUGAAGAAACCUCUGCGAACUGUGACUUCAUCCUGCCUGUUCAUCCUGCUCACAUCUUUGUCACAUGUUAGAUGUCAGCAGCCAGUAAACUGUAUAUGGGGCACUUAUGGAAGCUGGUCAGAGUGUGAUGGCUGCACCAAAACACAGGUUAGAACUCGCUCGAUACAAGUUUUCCCUCAGUUCGGUGGAAGUGUUUGCACAGGGGAGGCUGUUCAAAGACAAGCAUGUGUGCCUACUAAAAGCUGUCCUCUGGAUGAAGGAUGUGGAGAUCGGUUCCGCUGCAGUUCAGGUCAGUGUAUCAGCUCAACUCUGGUGUGUAAUGGUGAUAAUGACUGCCAGGAGGACAGUCUAGAUGAGCAGCGCUGUGCACAGUCCAGCACUAUCGUGUGUAACUUGCAUAAAACCCCACCCAAUUCGGAUCUCACUGGAAAAGGGUUUGACGUGUUGACGGGUAAGCUGAAGGCUGGUGUUAUUAACACUCUCAGCUUCGGCGGCCAGUGCAGGAAAGUGUUUAGUGGGGACCACAGAGACUUUUAUAGACUCCCACAAAGUAUCCUCAGGUAUAGCUUUCAGGUGGCUGUUGACAAUGACUUUAGUGAGGAGUUCUACAACAGCUCCUGGUCCUACAUAGACCAUGUAGAGCAGAGAUAUAAAAUCAAAGGAGGCCAUGAUCACAAAACUUUCCACAAUGAACUGAAGAGGGACAAGGCCUACCAGCUCUUGAUUAUCAAGAACGAGGUGGAAGUAGCUCAGUUCCAGAACAACAUCCCAGAGUACCUCCCACUAUCUGAGGAGUUUUGGAGAGCUCUAUCUGCUCUGCCCAACACAUAUGAUCCAGCAGCCUACCGCUCAAUCCUGCAACUCUAUGGCACACACUACAUGGCGGAGGGCUCUUUGGGUGGAGAGUACCAGCUCCUGUUGGAGUUUGACUCCCAGUUUAUGAGUGAGAUGAGUCAAACAGAUAUCGAUUUUCACAAGUGUGUGACACGUGUCAAGAGACGUCUGUUCCGAAAGAAGAGAACGACCAAGUGUGAGAAAUUGGUCCAGUCGAUUAGGAACUACAAUGAGCAACGCAGCCAGACGUUGCCAGUGAAGACCAACAUAAUUGGAGGACAUGGUGCUUAUGUGGCUGGUUUAGGCCUUCUGGACCUGGAGAACCCUGAGCAAAACCAUGAUAAGUAUGCCAAAUGGGCCGGCUCAGUCAAGGACUUCCCUCAGGUCAUCAAACAGAAGCUGAGGCCAAUCUAUGAGCUGGUGAAGGAGGGAUCAUGUGCACAGCUGAAGAAGCUACACCUGAAGAGGGCGCUGGAGGCCUACCUUGAAGAACAGAGCCCAUGCCACUGCAGGCCUUGCCAGAACAACGGCAAGCCUGUGCUGAGUGACGGAGUGUGUACCUGUGUGUGCAAACCCGACACCAGCGGCGCAUCCUGCCAGAAUGGUCAUGUUCUUGGAGAACAGCCAGGAGUGGUUCAUGGCGGUUGGAAUUGCUGGUCGCCCUGGGGAACUUGUUCUCAAGGUCAGAAAUCAAGGACUCGCACAUGUAAUAAUCCUGCACCAAAAAAUGGAGGCAAGCAUUGUGUAGGCCCUUCCAUCGAGCACAAAGCCUGUGAGGACCCAGAUCUUGGACACUUAAGAUUUAUAGAGCCACAUUGCUUUGAUCCAUCCCUGACCCCGGUGAAGUCCUGCAAGGUUCCACCUCCUCUACAAAAUGGAUUUGUUUUGAGCCCUAAAGAUGUCUACGCAGUUGGGAGUAAGAUUGAAUACACCUGCAUUGAAGGAUACUACCAUGUCGGGGAUCCUGUUGCUGAAUGUACAAAAAGCCUGAACUGGAGGCGAGGACAAAUGGAGUGCAAGAGAACUUCAUGUGAUGCUCCACCACUCUUGAAUCCUGUCAUCGCCUCACCCUCGAGGCAGACGUAUUCGAUAGGAGAGACUGUAUCCUUGUCAUGUCCCUUUGGCAUGCAGUUUGAGGGACAGCAGGAGAUAAUCUGCCGUGCCAGUCUCAGCUGGUUUCCAAUACCCAACAAUUUUAAAUGCAAACCAGUGGUCCAGUUAGAGUCGACCAUUAACUGCAAACCAUGGGAGAAACCUGGACAGGCCCAGUGCGUGUGCAAAAUGCCAUAUGAAUGCGGGUCUUCUCUGCAAGUGUGUGCCUCUGUGCGUCCCGGCCUGGUGAACCGGAUGGGCGUGUGCCACCUUGGUGCCCUGCAGUGUCUGGGCCAGACCUUCUCUCUGCUCCAGGACACUACGUGUAAUUGGCCAGAGACCAAAUUCACAUCCUGUCAAGACUGCAAGCCAUGGGAGGAGUGCACUGGUUUGCAGUGUAAUUGUAAAGACCCAGAGGAUUGCCCAGAAGAACCUGCCCACCUUUGUGUCUCUGUAGAGAAUGGAGGCCAUGAGUCUAUCACAGAGUGUGAAGCUGGGGCUUGGAGGUGCUCAGGGAAAGACGUCAGAGUCAUCAACAUUGGAAAAUGUCCAAAAUGAUCUAAUCGAUUCUGAUCAAACAUUUUUCAUUGGCAAUAGUCCAACGUUGCAAUGUAAAUAAAAAUAACAGCAUGUGUAUUUUAGGGGGUAUUUACUAGUACAUGAUGUGAUAUUGUCAUGCCACACAAGCAGUUCAAAUCCUAUUGGUUUUCUGCCUCCAAAGCUACAGUGAAGGCAAACAACCUCAUCAUCGCCAGCAUUACACCAAUCUUUAUUUCCACAUUUUAGUUCAUUUUUAUUACAACAAUUUUUAUUUAAUAUUUUAUCAAUUAUUACAGAGAGCAAGCUGGGCUAAUUAGUUAGCCAAUACUAGCUAAGACUGAUAAGACUGUUGUAAUGGUUGCAGUGUGUGCAAUGCAUCUUCAUAGUAUUUAAUAAGUAAUAAGUAUUAUUCUGUUUUGGUAUUGAAUAUACUGUGAAAGUGCAUAAUAUACAAAAAUUAAACAAUAAAUACUGUGA